Molecule: messenger RNA, 1621 nt
Organism: Moneuplotes crassus
Lineage: Eukaryota; Ciliophora; Spirotrichea; Euplotida; Euplotidae
Source: the annotation of a GenBank genome assembly
UAUGAUAUUAAGGCGAAAUCUAAGGCUACAAGGGACUCAGAAAUGAUGCAAACAAAUAAUUCAGCCCUUUAAUAGACCAAAAUAUAUCUUUCAUAACUCUAGAAGAGCUUUCGGAAUUGUUGAUAAAAAGGAGAGCCCACAUCUAGGUCAAUCCUUAGAACCAGGGAAGAGGAAUAUUGAUUUUCCUCUGAAUCUGGGAUACAAUGACCAUUACAAAAUACUUUCUGGAGGAAAAUUGUCUUUAUGGAGUAGACUGAAAUUCCUGAUAUUCAAAAAUAGUUAUAAUAAUCAAUUCAGGAACAAGUAUAAUGACCUUCUUAGCUCGAUUUACCUAACCCAGUACCAUAGCUUGGAGCAGAUCAUGGCUGCAAACUUACUCAAGAAGUUAGCAGCAGAUAUUUAUGAGAAAAUAAAAAUCCAAAACUGAGAUUUUGAGAUUCUUAACGAAAAAGCAAAGGUUGAUGUCAGGAUCAUCAACUACUCCCAGAUCACGAUCCCAGAGCUAUCAGAGGAUGAAGAGAUAGGGGAGUAUGCCCUUGUUAGAGAUGGAAACAACAAGUGGAAAUUUGGGCGUAGAAAUGAUUCCGAUAAUGACCUUGUCGAACUCAACCUCCGUCUCAAGGCAAAACAGCAUUAUAUGAUCUCUCCUGAAGUUGCAAUCAAGAAUGCUGAAAUGGGGGCUGAACCAAUCCUAGUCACUAAGGAGGUGCUGAACGAUAGCCUUCUGUCCUCAAUAGAGUCAAAGGAGCGUGAAAGAGCAAAGAAAUUAAAAACAGCUGCUUCUACAAUUCAUAAGUCUAUCGUUGAAAAUGCUAGGAAAGAGUACAGUCUUUUACGAAAGUGUAUGCCUCACAAACUUCUUAAAAGCAAGGAGUUCUUUGACCAGCAAUAUGAAAAGAUGAAGAACCAGAAAAUUGACGUCUCAAAUAAAGGAGAUGAGUCACUGGAUGACCUUCUACAGAAAAACAGAGCAAGCAUGAAUUAUGAGAAGUAUAUAUCGAUGGAUGAAUUCCUGAAAGGUGAACUCCAGCUCAUCGACACGUACAAAUUCUGCAAGUUUUUCAUGACAAAAUAUUAUAAGAACUAUAUACAGCUUCCAAAGGAAGCUGUAGAAAGGAUCAAGGAAGAUAUUGACUACAAAGGAAAAUACGUGCAUGAUUUCUCAGUCAAUCAACUUUCGUCAUCCCUCGAAGAAGCAGUGAAGGUCUCAGGGAGAAAUAAAUUCUUCAACCGUAUUAGAGACUUGUUCUUCAGGAAGCGGAAAGAUGGCAACCAUGUUAUAGAAGUCUUUGAUGUAAUAUUUUACAGUAAGAAAAGACUUGAAAUUUUGAAUUCACAAAAGGAAUCAUACUUACUUAAGGAUGCGGGAUAUGAGGGCAAGAUCGAGAAGAUACUCAAGCAGGAUGAUUUAAAACCACAAAGCUCAGUUGAGGAUCAGAAAGAGAAUUAUGUUGUCAAGGAUCCCAGAAUCGUUGAUGUGAGAAAUCCAGACUAUCUUCAAGUUCAUCAUUUGAGAUUUGAGAAAGGAAAUAAAAAAAUUGAAGGAAGUCAGAAUAAGUACAUCAUCACUGACAUUGAUUUAUGGAUGGAGGGAAAUAUUAGCGCAAAGAGAUAUCUGUAG